GUGGCGCCAGGAUUCAAAGCUGCGGUGGCGGCGGAAGUGGCGGUUGGUGCGGCCUGAGGGGCCGCGCCGGGCUCGGGGCUCGGCGAGGGGAGUUACGGGCAAUGAAGGGCCGGGCCCGCGGCGGUGCCGGGAUGGCGCUCCCCGGGCAGGAGCAGCGCCGGGGGGCCGGGCAGCCCCCGGGGCGGCAGCAGGCGAGAGCCCUGCAGCGCAGACGGCGGGUGCUGGCCGAGAGGAACCAGAGCGUGGCACCCGUGGCCGUGUGGGUGGAGAGUGCGCCAGGGCAGCAGAGCCCGGCCUUUGCUUCGGCGUUCCGGGUGGAGGAGGAGCUGAAGGAGCAGCAGCGGGAGAAGGCAGCCAGCCUGAGGAGGUUCCAGGAGGAGGUGAGGCAGCGGGUGAACCGGCAGGUCAGGCUGCGCCGGAGGCUGGAGCUGCAGAAGGCCUACGAAGCAGUGGAGAGGGAGAGCUGUGCUGCUCUGCAGUACUCCACCUCGUGGAAAAACACAUGCCUAUUCCAGCGUUUCCCUGCUCCCAUCAUCUGUGCACCCAGUGCUGGCUCUGGCCCAGCCCAGCCAGAAGAGCAGCGUGGGGAGCCAUUCCAGCAACAAGCUGCCAAGCUCAGCAGGGCUGUGCAGCAGGUGCGGCGCAGGCUGGCGUCCCGCAGGAUCGUGUCCCCCGGCGCCUGGAGGCAGGAGGAACCAGACCCUUGCCCUGCAGCUGCAGUGCCCAUGGAGGAGAGUGAGGAGCUGCUGCUGGCAGGACACCACGAUCUGCCUGCUGAGCUGCUGGAGCAGGGCACAGCUGCACAUGGCACUGGGCAGGAUGAUGGCUUCUACAUCAAAAUUGAGUUGGAAAAAGAUAUCUUCAGAGGUGUUUUGACAAUGCUUUGGUGCUCAGACUCCUAUAUUGAGAUGUGGCACAUCUCUCCUGUUCAUGGCCAACCUGUACCCCAGAUAAAGCCCAUUUCCAAGGUCUGUGAUGGGUCGGUGAAGGACUCGAGCCUGCCUGGGCCUCCUGGGAGGCCACAAAGUGAAUACCAGCCUCCCCUCAAACUCUGGGCUGGUGUUGACCAAGAGGAAACCAGGAAGCAGCGGCAGAGCGAGUUCCUGCGGUGCCGGCGCCUCUUCAUGGCCCUGGAGCGGGAGCGAGUGAGGGAACACCAGUGGCAGCGGGAGAGGCAGCACAGAGUUGCCCAGAUUAAGAGGCAGAAGGAGAAUCAGCGCCGGGCAGAGGAGCAGAAGAUGCGAGACAUGGCUGAGCAGCGAGAGCCCUCCCCAGGAGAGGGAACCUGGGAAGCCCUGGCUCAGCUCCAGCUGGAGGAGAGGAGAGUGAGGGACAGACAGCAGCGGAAUAAGGAGCGCAUGAGGUAUGUUGAAGCUCUGAGAGCCCAGAUGAGGGACAAAGUCAAACUCUGUAACAUCGACUUGCCCCCACUGUGUUCCUGUGGGUCUGAUUUCUGGGAUUCCCAUCCGGAUACCUGUGCAAAUAACUGCAUCUUCUACAAAAAUCACAAAGCCUACAGCCAGGCGCUGCACUCGGCGAUCUCCUCCUGUGCCCACGCAGCCACGCGGUCUCUCCAGGACUUGGCUGCUCUCUGUGCGCGCUCGGGGAAGCGUCUGUGACCGAGGCAGCUCCGUGUCCCAGCGACUGGGGUCAGCAGGGAGUGGGGCUGUGCCGUGUCCUGUCUGCCCCUCCACGCCAGCUGCCAGGACGGUGUCACCUUUGCUCUCCCGCUUCGUGUGCUCCGGUUUGUGCUGUGCCUCUCCCACUCUGCCCCAGGUGUGCAGCUGGCCGGGGCGAUGGUCGAGGUGAAGGAGGCAAUUGCUCUGUGGGGUUGGUUUAUGGCAGGCACUUGCAUUCCAGUAGCUGACUAUUGACUACAUAUUCUUAUUGACUAAUCAUUAUUGUGGAAUAAACUGCUUUCAAAGAU
Vidua macroura (Pin-tailed whydah) is the source of this 1927-nucleotide messenger RNA. RefSeq names its product coiled-coil domain containing 15 (gene CCDC15). The transcript is spliced from 12 exons. NCBI's taxonomy places the organism in Eukaryota, Metazoa, Chordata, Aves, Passeriformes, Viduidae. The record is from RefSeq and is a predicted model, not a curated record. Gene Ontology annotation, cellular component: centrosome. Bases 102 to 1619 code for a protein of 505 amino acids.